AUGCUGAGUUCAUCUGAGAUGGCCGAACACAUUCGGGAAUUCAUGGCCGUCAGUGACUUUCCCCAAGCUGUAGGAGCCCUCGACGGCUGCCACUUCCCAGUUUCGCCGCCACAAGAACAUGCCACUGAUUACUAUAAAUACAAGGGGUGGUACAGCAUUAUUCUCCUGGCGCUUGUAGACCACAAGUACCGUUUCAGGUUUAUAAAUGUUAGUGCCCCUGGAAGAUGCCACGACUCUCAUGUGUAUCAAAUGUCGAGCCUCUCCGGCAUGGUUGAGGGACCACUUUUCAAGGCUCCAGUUGUUACAAUAGAAGGCGCUGCCGUGCCCCCUCUGGUGCUCUGUGACCAGGCCUUCCCACUUACACCUAACCUCAUCAAGUCAUUUGGACACAACACCCCACUUAGUGCAGAGCAGAAAAAAUUCAAUUACCACAUCAGCAGAGUGGGACGUGUGGUAGAAAACGGCUUUGGAAGGCUUAAGGCAAGAUUUCGCUUCACAUUGAAGCGAAUGGAAUGCGACAUUGCAAAUGCUCGCCUCGUGAUUUGCGCAUGCUGCGUGCUCAACAACAUUUGCGAGCAUUUCGGCGAUGCUGUUCAGCUUCAAUGGCUCCAGGAAGUGAAGCAGUCCGACUCCCAACUGCCCCAACCAGGACGUAGCAGCGAUUCACAGAUUGGGAAUGCAGUCAGUGUGCGUUCUGCACUUGCGGAACACUUCAACCAGAGGAUGCAGACCCAGGCAGCCCGCUCCUAG
Rhipicephalus microplus (southern cattle tick) is the source of this 750-nucleotide messenger RNA. RefSeq lists its product as uncharacterized. Lineage: Eukaryota; Metazoa; Arthropoda; Arachnida; Ixodida; Ixodidae. The record is from RefSeq and is a predicted model, not a curated record.